AUGCCAGCGACGCUCUUCACCAAGGUCUUGCCAUCAGAUCAGGAUUACUCAUCAGAUCAGGAUCAUCCAUCAGAUCAGGAUUAUUCAUCAGAUCAGGUUCACCAUCAACCCAUCGCAGUGGAGCUUUUACCACAAGCCAGCCAAGAGCCAGGCACGCUAUUAGUGAUCCAGCAGAUAUCGAUCUUCUCCCUCUUGCCCUCUGAGCUCGUCAUCGAGAUAUUCAAUCAUCUCGAUAUUCUCACAAUCUUCCGCUUUCUCGAUACAUGUCGCUACCACCGGUACCUGCUUCUGAACCUUCCGGACGUUUGGCGGAGGGUUCGUUUCAUCCCUCUGUCCGAGUACGCUACAACGUCAUCCACUUCUUCUAGGUCGACUCCGCUCAGCAUUGCUGCCGCUGCUGCUGCAUCCUCUCCUCGUUUGCUAGAGGAGCCGUCUGGUGCGCUUACACCCAACAGCAGUUCUUCAAGGGCAGGAUCUACUGCGACCGCGCAGUUUGCGAAGGCGCAUCGGAAGGGACCUCGGCAAGGGGUCCGUACGAGAGGAUUGGCCUCUGCAUCUGGAUCUAAAUCGGAAGAAUCCCAAGAGUCGACGAUAAAGGAGGGCAAUAGAAUUAAGCAUUCAGAGGAUGAACGGGAUCGGGACCGAGGAGGAAGUCGAACAUUGAUAUCGGAAAUAUACGCUGUUCUUCGACGCUUUCGAAAGGAGAACCACCUGGUCGAUUUUGUCCGCGAGGUAUGCUGCUAUCCUAGCGAUUCCUUGUGCAAUUGUUCUUGGUCCCCCAGCCUCAAGGCCUCAGACCGCUAA
Molecule: messenger RNA, 804 nt
Organism: Gamsiella multidivaricata
Lineage: Eukaryota; Fungi; Mortierellomycota; Mortierellomycetes; Mortierellales; Mortierellaceae
Exons: 1
Coding region: 1-804 (267 amino acids)
Molecular function (GO): protein binding
Source: RefSeq, a predicted model, not a curated record